UGGGGUGGGCGUGGGUCGGGGCGGGUGAGAGGCUGAGCGUGUGUCCGGGAGGAGGGCGGGCCGCGCGGGCGCCACGUCCGCAGCCCGAGCCCAGAGCCCCCGAGCCGAGCCGCCACCGUCGCCGCCGCCGGGGCCCCCAGGCCGAGCUGUCCCUGAGAGCGCCAGGAGCCAGGAGCCGGGCCCGAGGAUUCGACUCAUUUCUUUUUACAUUUAGAAGGUACUAGUAUUGAAACUGGGGGACCUCCACCUCCUUUUCUGAUAGAGACAGCACUCAUCAUCAGCCAUCAUCCUGUCAUUGGUCAAGCAAGGGACCAGAUGAGAAAGUUUAAUCAUAACCAACUGCUCGUGGUCCACGGUUUACUGCUGAAAGUCUCCUCUUCCUCCAUGAAUGAUCCUGCACUAACUCAAGGUUACAUCAUCUCUUCUAUGAGACCAUGAAUCAGACGGACAAAAACCAACAAGACAUUCCUUCAUAUCUCAUUGAUGAACCACCAGAAGGUUCAAUGAAAGACCAUCCACAGCAACAGCCUGGCAUGUUGUCCCGCAUGACUGGUGGCAUCUUCAAUGUGACGAAAGGAGCCGUUGGCGCCACCAUUGGUGGUGUGGCUUGGAUUGGAGGGAAGAGUCUGGAGGUGACCAAAACAGCUGUUACCGCAGUGCCUUCCAUGGGCCUAGGGCUGGUCAAAGGAGGGGUGUCUGCUGUGGCUGGUGGUGUCACAGCUGUCGGGUCUGCUGUUGUAAACAAAGUGCCCUUAACAGGAAAAAAGAAAGAUAAGUCUGACUGAGAGAGAGAGAGAAAGGCAGAGGAGAUGACCCUUGCUGUCCACAGCACUCCAAUGCCAGUGGCCUUGAACUGCCAGGACGGGGACUACAACAAAGCCACUUUCUUUGGAUGUUCCUUUUCUAAAGUGCUGUGUUGGAAGUACCGAUGACUUUCAUCUGAAAAGAGAAGAUGCCAAGACUAUCAGUUUGUGAAGGUUCAUCAAACUUUGAUUCCAGAUUUUUAACUGGUGAAAUGUUACACUCGUUCAGUAGUAACUGAAGGUAUAGUAUGUUUCAAUAUUUACUGUAAGUCUUUCAGUUCAGUUAAAAAUGUGAAAAUUACAUUUAGUAGAUAAUCUUUGCCGUUCCAUCCGUCUGAUAAUGUGCCAGGGGACUCAUGACCCUUAAGAGAGCUGUAAACUCUAUAAACUGUACCUUUGAUGUGCCUAAUAGUUUUGGAUGUCUCUUAGUUUUUAAAAAUUGUAUUUUAUUUAGGCUAAGAGGCAUAUUUUGCUCAUUUAAGCUGGUAAGAAAGGAAUUGGAGAUGUUAAGAAGUAAACUUUUAUGUGAUAAUCUC
This is a messenger RNA of Monodelphis domestica (gray short-tailed opossum), 1339 nucleotides long. The record is from RefSeq and is a predicted model, not a curated record. NCBI's taxonomy places the organism in Eukaryota, Metazoa, Chordata, Mammalia, Didelphimorphia, Didelphidae.